ACGUUACAGAGAAUAGGCAUUUUAGUCUUUUCGUGGCGAAAAAUCGAAAACACAAUUUAAUUGUCGCCGAUUGCAUGGUUAUAAUUCCACAGAGUUCUAAGAAAUAUGGAUCCCGUUGUUCUCAAACAUAGACGCACUACUUUGGAAAGGGCUGAAAAGUUUAUCUCAACAAGAUACUUCACUGAUGUUAACCUAACUAGCAGACUUUAUCCUAAGAAGGCUCCUGUUAAAUCUAUAAAGCACUGGGCAGCUCCACGUGACAGAUACACUCCAUAUAAGGAAGCUGUAAAACAAAAAUACAAGGAGGUUAAAGUUGGACAGUCCUUUGGACCAACAUGGGCCACACACUGGUUCAGUGUAUUGGUUACAGUACCAGCGGAGUGGGUUGGGGAGGAAGUUAGACUGACAUGGGACUCCAGCUCGGAGGCCCUUGUGUGGGUAGACGGAGAACCAAGGCAGGGUUUGUGCAAGGAAUAUGAGCGGUUUGAUUUCCUGCUUACAGAGAAGUUAACAAAAGAUCAUUUGAGUUUCGCAGUGUAUGUAGAGAUGGCAUGUAAUGGCAUGUUUGGUGCAGGGACAGACACCAUGAUAUCCCCUCCCAAUCUCGAUAAACAGUUUACAUUGAGUACUUGUGAGGUGGCCGUGUUUAACCGUAAGGCAUACAACCUUCUGAGAGAGAUUGAAUUUCUACAUGAUAUGGCUAAACAUUUACCGGAAGGGAGUGAAAGAGGUUACCAGGCACUGUAUACAGUCAAUGAAAUGGUCAAUGCCUGUGAUGUGAAUGAUGCUGACUCUUACAAAAGGUGUCACCAGAUUGCAAACAGAUUUCUAGGCCAGAAGAAUGGAGAUAGUCAACACACUACAUAUGCAAUGGGUCAUGCUCAUAUUGAUACAGCUUGGUUAUGGCCAUACAGUGAAACAAUUAGGAAAUGUGCCCGUAGUUGGUCCUGCACUAUACGUCUGAUGGAAAAAUAUCCCAAUUUUACAUUCACAUGUUCGCAGGCUCAGCAGUAUGAAUGGGUGAAAGAGAGGUACCCGAGCUUGUACGCGGACAUGAAGAAAUACAUCACAGAAGGAAGAUUUAUACCUGUUGGUGGCACUUGGGUAGAAAUGGAUGGCUUGAUUCCGAGUGGCGAGGCUUUCAUCAGACAGUUCCUGUAUGGUCAGUUAUUUUUCAAGAAAGAAUUUGGUAAAACUUGCAAAGAAUUUUGGUUGCCGGAUACAUUUGGCUACUCGGGUCAGUUGCCACAGAUCAUGAGGCAUUGUGGGAUUACCAGGUUUCUUACACAGAAAAUGAGCUGGAAUCUAGUUAACAAGUUUCCACAUCAUACAUUCUGGUGGGAAGGGAUUGACGAAAGUAGAAUUCUAGCGCAUUUUCCACCUGGAGAUCGCUACAGGUUAGAGGGUAGAGUCGAAGAGAUUUUGAGAACAGCAAACAAUUUCAAGGACAAAGGACGGUCAGACAAGACUGCUUUUCUAUUUGGGUUUGGUGAUGGUGGAAAUGGACCAUCGGAAGACAUGAUUGAGAGACUGAAAAGAAUGGAAAAUGUCGAUGGACUCCCAAAAGUAAAGAUGAGUACACCUGAUGAGUUCUUCAGUGAUAUAGAGUCUGAGGAUGGAGGGAAGUUGUGCCGCUGGGCAGGGGAACUGUAUCUGGAGUUACACAAUGGUACAUACACUACUCAUGCUAGGGUGAAGAAGAUGAACAGAAAAUGUGAAUUCUUGCUGCAUGAUGCUGAGUUUCUGAGUAGCAUUGCUAUGGUAACACAUGCUAAGGAUGAAGUAUAUCCUCAUGAGGAGUUAAUACGACUGUGGAAGCUGCUCCUGUUGAACCAAUUCCAUGAUGUACUUCCAGGUUCCUCCAUUGGCAUGGUGUAUGAAGAUGCACACAAGUAUUACAAUGACAUAAUGCAGUCAGGGACCAAACUGUGCACUCUGGCUUCCCAACAUGCAUUAGCAAAAUCACUGGUGACAGCAGAUGCAAAAUCAAGUGGCAAGCAGAAAUGUCAUCUGGUCUGGAAUAGCCAGUCAUGGGAAAGGUCAGCGGUUGUUGCAGUAGAAAGUACUGAAGAUGAUGUUGUUGCUUCGGGUAAAAAACCUAGCAAAAAGAGGAAAAUUGAAACCAUGGCAACUGAUGAUGUUUGUCAAACAGGUUCUGAUGGCAAUAAAUUAUACUAUGUGACUGUUCCAAGUUAUGGUUAUGGUGCCCUUAAAAAUGAGAAAAUCAUAUCACCUGUUGAAAUAAAACUCGAGGAUGAUGGUCUUGUAGUAAUGAAGAAUGAAUGUCUGGAAGCACAUAUAGACAUGGCUGGGCGUGUGAGGAAAAUGUUUGUGCAGGGAUCUACUAGGAAUGCAAUAUCAGCAGACUUUCCAGCCAACCAAUUCAUUAUGCAUGAUGAUAUACCUCUGUACUGGGAUGCCUGGGACAUCAUGGAUUAUCACCUUGAAACUAGGAAACCAGUGGAAGUUGUUAUGUCAGAAGCAAAAAUUGUAGAGGAAGGACCACUACGAGCUGCUGUUAAGGUACAGUUGAAGAUCAGUGAGAAAAGUCGUAUAGAUCAAGUCAUCACACUCGAUGUAGGAAGUCCUUAUCUCAAAUUUUCAACAAAGGUUGAAUGGAAUGAGAACAGGAAGCUACUAAAGGUAGAAUUUCCAACUAGCAUUCAUACCAGGGAGGCUGCAUAUGACAUUCAGUGUGGACAUAUCAAACGACCAAACCAUCUGAAUACAUCCUGGGAUACAGCUAGGUUUGAGGUGUGUGGACAUAAGUGGUCAGAUUUGUCCGAGUUUGGGUUUGGUGUGGCUGUCCUCAAUGAUUGCAAGUAUGGGCACUCGGCUGUAGACAAUAUACUCCGUAUGUCCUUGUUACGUUCCUCUAAAUGUCCUGACAAAAUGGCAGAUAUGGAGACGCACGAGUUCACAUACGCUCUGAUGCCCCAUUUAGGUACACUUCAGGAGGCUGGUGUAAUCAAACAUUCCUACUGCCUUAACAACCCACUGUCUCUACAGUAUCAGGAGUGCAAUACAGGUGCUGUAAAGUCCACUAGCUUCUUCAGCAUGGCUUCCCCACAAGUUGUUCUAGAAAAUGUCAAAAAGAGUGAGGAUGGAGACAGAGGUUCACUAAUCCUGAGGCUGUAUGAAUCAUUUGGAGGAGCUUGCAGUACCUACCUGUCUACUACUAUACCAUUCCAGAGUGUGACUGUUGUCAGUGGACUAGAAGAUAAGCAGGAAAAUGACUGCAACCUGCGCAUACAGAAUGAUAAAAUACACUUCACCAUCAAGCCUUUCCAGAUACUGUCUCUUAGACUAUACCCACACUUAGAUACAACUGUUGCUUCAGCUGGUGUAAAGAAGUGAGGAAAAUGAUCACAGGACUAGAGAUGGCUUUGACUUAUAAUGUGCAUUCUGUCAUUUAGCCUUAACAACAUUAUCAUACUGAAUUUUUGUGAUAUUCAUGAUUCUUUAUUAUAUAUAUAUUUUCUACAUUUUUUUUUAUAAUUAUCUUCAAGGAAUAUUUUGAGUUUUCCUUUCUCAGACUGGAGCCAAAAUGCUACUCUAAUAAGCUCAUUUCUAGUGUUCAUUUGUACUGGCUUUUAUGUCUUUGCAAUACACCUCAGUCUUUCUUCACAGAGCUGCUUAUUUCCAUAAGCCUUACAUCCAAUUGCUUCCAGGUGAACAUCACAGUUUCAAUUUUUCAAAAACAGGAAGUAGAUAUUUUAUUGUAUACUUUAUAUUGUGCAGCUAAAUUACUUAGACUUGGUAUAAAUUUCAUGUACAUGUGACUAACACAUUUGAGAUAUUUCUAAACAUAUUUUUGACUAAAAUAGUGGUUGGUAAAUUGAAAACAUUCCUAGAAUAUGGAAACUCUUAAUAAACAUUGUUUUUUUUACUCUUUUAAUAACUACUAACUAUAACUUACGAAAACAUUUUCGAAAUUUUAAGAUUUAGGUGUAAAUUUGGAGGUGUGCAGCUUUAAUAUAUUCAACAUACUUUAAAUGCACAAAAUUGAUUGAAACUUAAACUGAGGGUUCAUGGAUUUCUAUCAUAUUUUAUCAUUGUACCCCCGAACAACGAAGUUGUAAGGGGGGGUAUACUGGUUUCAUGUUGUCUGUCUGUCCGUCUGUAGACACAGUCUUGUGCGCACCAUCUCUCCUCAUCCCCUUGACACAAUUUAAUGAAACUUCAAACAAGUUAUCAGUAACAACAGUAGUUGUGCAUGGUGCAUGUUAUGUUCUUUCAGAAAAAAAAACUUUGCAGAGAUACGGGACUUUGUUUUUUGUUACUUUACUAUAUACAUAGAAUCUGCAUAUGCAAUUUUGUGCGCGCUAAAUCUUCACAUAAGCGAUCAGUAGUAACCCUAGUUGUGCAUGGUGCAUGUUAGAUUCUUUCAGAAAAAAAAUCUGCACAGUUAUGGGACUUUGUUUUUUGUUUAUAUACUAUAUACAUACAGUCUGCAUAUGCAGUCUUGUGCACGCCUAAUCUCCUGAACCCUUGCACAUAAUUUAAUGUAACUUCACACAAGUGAUCAGUACCAACCCUAGUUGUGCAUGAUGCAUAUUACUUCCUUUUAGAUACAUAUUCUGCAGAGUUAUGGGACUUUGUUUUUUGUUAUUAUACUAUAAACAUAGUCUGCAUAUGCAAUCUUGUGCACACCUAAUCUCCAAAACCAUUGCACACAAUUUAAUGAAACUUUACACAAGUGAUCAGUACCAACCUUACUUGUGCAUGGUGCAUGUUAAGUUCUUUCAGACAGAAAUAUUCUGCAGUUAUGGGACUUUGAUUUUUGUUACUAUAUUAUAUACAUAGAGUCUAUACAUACAGUCCACAUAAUUAUGCAAUCUUGUGUGCGUCAAAUUGCAAUGUACAGUGUCAGUGCAUGGGGGGUGGGGUUGCAUUCAUCACCUUCAGUGAUAGCUGUAGUUUAGCUCUGUGUUGCCUUAUCCUGAGGGGGUACUCAGUGCGAAAAAAGAGUUUUACUAACUAUCGUUUUUCAUCACACAUCUUAUGACACAAGGGACAUAACUGUCACACCAAUAUCAUGAAAUAUGCCCUUGUUAGAAUUUCAGGUUACGGUUUUGGUGCUCUUUUACUUUAUCUAUGUUAUUACCAAAAAGAUUUGACCGAAAUUUAAAUUUAUUUUUCAACAUCAUUACCCGCAUCAUAAAAUAAAAUAAUACAUAACUCUAGUAGCAAUAUUUCAUGAGAUAUGCCUCCUUUUCAGUUAGAAUUUCAGGUUGAAAUUUAAUCAGUUUGUUUGCAAGCACUUCUUUAUGUUAUGAAGAAAUAUUUCAGAACAUUUUCAAAGUACAGUCUUGCUAUUUCUAAUCAGACUUCUAUAAAUGACUAUUUUCUUAGAAAAUCAUAUAUAGGUGCCUUCAAGCUUGUUAUUUCUAGAUGCGAACUUCAGUUUUUGUGGAGCCCCCUUGCGGAAGUGAAGACAUAGUCGUCCAGAUGGCUGUUCGGUGUAUGUGCCUGCAUCCGUCCGGAUUUGUUUGUCGGGACCAUAACUUUGACAUGCAUGGAGCAAUCUUGGAUAUAUUUGGCAUGAAUGUUAACCUCAGUGAGACAGAGUGUCGUGUACAAACCACAGUUUCCUGUCUCAAAGGUCAAGAUCAGAGGUCAAAGGUCAUGUCAGAUCUUGUCCGCCCAUAGCUUUGACAUGCAUUGAGGAACCUUGUUUACAUUUAGCAUGGAUGUUUAACUCAGUGAGACAGAGUGUCAUGUGCAAACCCCAGGUUCCUUUCUCAAAGGUCAAGGCUACAGGGGUCAAAGGGCGUGAUCAACAUGUUGCCGGUGGGCAUCUAGUUUAUAUUAAUUGUUCCUAAUUAAAUUCAACUCCAGACAAUAUGUCUUUGUUAUAUGCUCACAUUAUCAUUGUACUAGGGUUAACAUACAUGUACAAACAUUUUAAGCCUUUUUGUUUCAUAUUUCUUGCUUUAGAAAUUGAAUAUAUCAACAAUUUCUAUAUUUGCCUACCAGGUAUAAAUUUAUUUGUGCCUUUUGUAAUUUUGUCCUCUGAACUAUUUACUGUUCAUCUAUUUAGGAACAGAUACACCUUUUUUGAACAGUUCCUGUCUCAUGUGUUUUAAAUAUGUAUAUUUAUAAAGUCUUACCUUUAUACUUAAGUGAAGAGAACUAUUUUGAUUUACAAAUUUCAUGUAUACAAUUGAUAUCUGUGAUAUACGGUUUUAUUCAAAACUGAGAUCACUAUUUGUAUUUUCAGAAUACCCAUUUCCUUAAAUUCCAUCUGUCAUUCAUCAGGUUAUUAUGUUUUAUUUUUAGCUCGACUAUUCAUAGAAUAGUGAGCUAUUGCACUCGCCCAUGCGUCGGCGUCCGCGUCCGCGUCCCGAUUUUGGUUAAGGUUUUGUAUGUAAGCUGGUAUCUCAGUAACCACUUGUGGGAAUGGAUUGAAACUUCACACACUUAUUCACUGUGACAAACUGACUUACAUUGCACAGGUUCCAUAACUCUACUUUGCUUUUUAACAAAAUUAUGCCCCUUUUUCGACUUAGAAAUUUUUGGUUAAGGUUUUGUAUGUAAGCUGGUAACUCAGUAACUACUUGUGGGAAUGGAUUGAAACUUCACACACUUAUUCACUGUGAUGAACUGAUCUACAUUGCACAGGUUCCAUAACUCUAUUUUGCUUUUUUACAAAAUUAUGCCCCUUUUUCGACUUAGAAAUUUUUGGUUAAGGUUUUGUAUGUAAGCUGGUAUCUCAGUACUUACUAAUGGGAAUGGAUUGAAACUUCACAUACUUGUUCACUAUCAUGUUCUGACAUGCACUAAGCAAGUCCCAUAACUCUACUCUCUUUUUUUUCAAAAUUAUGCCCCUUUUUCGACUUAGCAGUUUUUGGUUAAAUUUUUGUAUGUAAACUGAUAUCUCAGUAUCCACUAAUUGGAAUGGAUUGAAACUUCACACACUUGUUCACUGUCAUGAUCUAACAUGCACUGUGAAGGUCCCAUAACUCUACUUGGCAUUUUUACAAAAUUAUGCCCCUUUGACUUAGCAGUUUUUUGUUAAGUUUUUGUAUGUAAGCUGGUAUCUCAGUAUCCACAAAUUGGAAAGGAUUGAAACUUCACACACUUGUUCACUGUCAUGAUAUGACAUGCAGUACAGAGGUUCAAUACCUCUACUUUGCAUUUUACAAAAUUAUGCCCCUUUUUCAACUUUUGUAUUCAUUCAAUUGACAAGGCUGUUGAAUAGUCGAGCGUUGCUGUCCUCCGACAGCUCUUGUUUUUUUUAAAAUAUAUUAUAAUACUGGUGAAAUUAUACAUAAUUCUACAGAUGGUAAUAGGAACUGGUCAUUUUGAAUUUAUUAACAAAACUGUUAUUUUAAUUAUAUUUUCUGACUAUUUGGGUAAUCAAAAAGUAGUGGUGUUAGUUUAUUUGUGUUUUUGGUUGUUGUUUUUAUAUGAAAAUAUUUUGUACUUUAAUUCUAUACCAAUAAAAUACUAUCCCAGUGUAGAA
This is a messenger RNA of Mercenaria mercenaria, 7468 nucleotides long. RefSeq names its product alpha-mannosidase 2C1-like. The record is from RefSeq and is a predicted model, not a curated record. The transcript is spliced from 30 exons. Gene Ontology annotation, biological process: oligosaccharide catabolic process; mannose metabolic process. Bases 106 to 3357 code for a protein of 1083 amino acids. Gene Ontology annotation, molecular function: alpha-mannosidase activity; carbohydrate binding. NCBI's taxonomy places the organism in Eukaryota, Metazoa, Mollusca, Bivalvia, Venerida, Veneridae.